ACAAGAAGCAGAAAUGUUUAAGGGUUGUCUAGUUAUGGCCAUGGCGGCCGCGGCGCUAGUAGCAGCAUCAGUUGUAGAGGCAGACCAAGGAACCGCUACUUUCUAUACACCUCCUUAUGUUCCCUCAUCCUGCCACGGCUACACCAACGACGGAGUGAUGAUCGCGGCAGCAAGCGACGCCAUUUGGGGCAAUAGAGCGGCGUGUGACAGGAAGUACAAAGUCACGUGCACCGGCGCCACUAACCAAGGCGAUCCCCACCCCUGCACUGGCCGAAGCGUUGUCGUUAAAAUAGUCGACUACUGCCCACCCGGCUGCCACGGCACCAUCGAUCUUUCUCAAGAAGCAUUUGCGAUUAUUGCCAAUCCUGACGCCGGCAAAGUCAACAUUCAGUUUAAUCAGGUUUGAAGUGUUCGGAAAGAUGCAAUAAGAGCUAUAUUGGUGGAUGUGCCAUCGCUAUGAAUAACAUGGAUUAAGUAUAUAUAAAAUAAGUGUUUCUUGUAAAAUAAGAGUGACCUAUUAUCACGUAUAUUUGUGUGGC
Messenger RNA from Salvia hispanica, 539 nucleotides. RefSeq names its product EG45-like domain containing protein. Gene Ontology annotation, biological process: systemic acquired resistance. Gene Ontology annotation, cellular component: apoplast; cell wall. The record is from RefSeq and is a predicted model, not a curated record. Lineage: Eukaryota; Viridiplantae; Streptophyta; Magnoliopsida; Lamiales; Lamiaceae.